UGCUAUAAAUAUGGCUUCGACUUCGUCCCAAUACCAUAAGUUAGACUUGGUUUCUCGUCUAUUUUGUACAGUUUCUUUGAUACCCAUUUCCUUUUGUACAAUGAAGUGGUCUCCUCAAGAUGCAAUGAAAGCUUACCUGCAUACUCUUCAACUGUCUAAGAUCCAGUACGGUCAAGAUUGCACUCUUGGCACAACAAAACUCAUUCAACCUCAAUGCAUGGAGUUCUUAUCAGCUUUGGCAGCAGGAAAUCAAGCUAAAGUAAUGGUACAAGUUCUCUCAAAUGAAGGAGUGAAUCCAUUAACAAUUGCACUAGCUGUGGCUGCAAAGCAUUGCAGAGGUCGGUUCAUUUGUUUUCUUGAUCAACAACAAGAUAUAGAAGACUGUACAGCUCAGCUUUCUUGCUAUGAUCUCGAAGAUGUGGUUGAGUUUAUGCAUGGAAAUCCUUGUGAGGUGAUCAUACAGUUAAAGAACAUUGAUUUUGCUGUUAUUGACUGUAAAUUUAAAGAUCACUUGAGAUUAUUGAUGUGAAUCCAAGAGGGUCUAUAGCAGUGGUGACCAAUCUUGUGAGGAAAGGAAAUGGAGCUGGUUUUGGUGAAGUUGUUAGAGAGAAGAGAGGAGUUGAAUGUGUGACUCUAUCAAUAGGAGAAGGAAUGGAACUGACAAGGAUUGGAGUGACUUGUAACCAUGAGAAUAAGAGAUUUUAUGUAACUUCUGAAAAUUGAAAUUAACUUUUAUA
Molecule: messenger RNA, 737 nt
Organism: Vitis riparia (riverbank grape)
Lineage: Eukaryota; Viridiplantae; Streptophyta; Magnoliopsida; Vitales; Vitaceae
Exons: 2
Coding region: 11-529 (172 amino acids)
Source: RefSeq, a predicted model, not a curated record